This is a messenger RNA of Acanthopagrus latus (yellowfin seabream), 3790 nucleotides long. Its product is annotated as serine/threonine-protein kinase pim-3-like. The record is from RefSeq and is a predicted model, not a curated record. Gene Ontology annotation, biological process: negative regulation of apoptotic process; protein autophosphorylation; regulation of mitotic cell cycle. The transcript has 6 exons. Gene Ontology annotation, molecular function: protein serine/threonine kinase activity; ATP binding. Bases 326 to 1291 code for a protein of 321 amino acids. Gene Ontology annotation, cellular component: cytoplasm. NCBI's taxonomy places the organism in Eukaryota, Metazoa, Chordata, Actinopteri, Spariformes, Sparidae.
CUCGACCCACUGCUGUAUUUACAUGUGAGUCUGUUUUGGUGUGAAGCUGCUUAUCUGUAGUGUUAUUUAACGUUCCAGGCGGAAUGAUCCAUUGGAUCUUUCUAAAUAUUGGCAGUGGUCGGUUGAGAAGCAGAGUGGCGCGAUUCCCUGGAUGAUGGGACUGAUUGACCCUUCUACGUAAACCAGCGGACUAUCGAUGGAUUUUCGUCGUCUUUGCUUCCUUGUUUGCCCGUAGAAAGUGCCCAGCACUCCACGUUUAUCAGGGAUUUAUUACACGGACAAUUUCUGGGUGUGUUUUCAUCUUUUGGGAGAGGUGACGGGCAGCAUGCUGCUCUCCAAACUGGGAUCCCUCUCUCACAUCCCGUCCAGCAUGGAUCUGCCGGCGAAGCUGCAGCAAGCCAAGGCGGAGAAGCAGCCCUUUGAGAAGCUGUAUCGGUUGGGUUCGGUUCUCGGGAGCGGAGGAUUUGGCACAGUGUACUCGGCUGUCCGCCUUGCCGACGGGCUGCCGGUGGCAGUGAAGCAUGUGUGCCGGGACAGAGUGACUGAGUGGGGCUCUCUGUGCGGCGCGAUGGUUCCUCUGGAGAUUGUGCUGUUGAAGAAGGUGGACGGGGCGUUUGGCGGCGUGGUGCGGCUCAUGGACUGGUGGGAGCGGUCAGAUGGCUGGCUGAUAGUGAUGGAGCGUCCCGAGUCGGGGCAGGAUUUGUUCGAUUACAUCACAGAGCACGGCGCCCUGGACGAAGUGGCGGCGCGCGGCUUCUUCCUGCAGGUGCUUGAGGCUGUGCGUCACUGCUACACCUGCGGAGUCGUUCACCGAGAUAUCAAGGAUGAGAACCUGCUGGUGGACCUGAGGACUGGACAGAUUAAACUCAUUGACUUCGGCUCAGGGGCCCUCCUCAAAGACGCUGCCUACACAGAGUUUGAUGGUACGCGGGUAUAUAGUCCUCCAGAGUGGAUACGGUUCCGCCGGUACCACGGUCGCUCGGCAACUGUGUGGUCGCUUGGCGUACUGCUGUAUGAUAUGGUGUGUGGGGACAUCCCAUUCGAACAAGACGAGGAGAUCCUGAGAGGACGGGUCUACUUCAGACGGAAAAUCUCCUCAGAAUGCGAGCAGCUGAUUGGUUGGUGCCUGAGCCAGCAACCGUCUGACCGGCCAACCAUAGAGCAGAUCCUCCUUCACCCCUGGGUGACGGGCAGCGACGGACAGCAGACAGACAACGGCAGCAUAACACUACAUGCCAUCACAGCUGACUCGUCCUCCUCGUCUUCCUCUUCCAGCCAGCAGAGUCUCUGAUUGGUUGAUGAGAAGCUACCAGUGUGUGGCAAAGUCUUGAUUGAUGGCCAUCCUCUUGUGGUGUUUGACUUUGGUUAUGGCGCGAAUGUGACGUUGUCACUCAGGUUUCUGAACUAGUGGUGGUCAGCGUUCAGGAAGUAGUCAACUCUGCAGCGCCUUUUCCUGUUCACAGACGGUGAAGCAGUUUGUAUCGAUCCUCAGCACCUGCGCCAUUCUGUCUGGUGUUCCUGAUUCAGAGUGCCUUUAGUUUGAAAGCUGCUAUGGUUGGAGCAUUGCCACGUAACCAACUACAGAUUGAUCAGUUGGUCUGGACGAUUCUUCCGAUUUUCCGAGGUUUCUUUAGUUUUGCAAAGAAAAGUUCUAACACAAAGAAUCCAUGUGGUUAAAUCACAAGAAACUGAUUUACCUUUUUUUUUUUUUUUUUUUUUUACAACUUUUGCUAUCAAUGAAAUGUUUUACAUAAUACAACAUGCUGUAAUCAUCUGUGGGGCUGCAACAAACUAUUAUUUUCACUGUUGAUCAAUCUGUUUAUGACUUUGUCCAGUUGUUCACUAAAUUGUAAGGAAGAGAGCUGCAUUCACCAAAGAAAAAAACUGGCCGAUCUGGGCCCUGUCUCAUAAUUAUGACUUGCUCACCUCAUAAUAAUGAGGAAAAAUAAAAUAAAUUGUGUUGCUGGGAUGCUUCAUGGAUACAAAGUCAUCCUAAUGUAUCAAAACUGGCUUCCACUUAAGUCUGUGACCAGAUUCUCUUGCCUGAAUAGAAUUUUCAGCUUUAUAUGACAGACUGUAUCUUCACAGGCUGGCAAAAAUGUACUUUGACAGUCAUUUUAAUUGCUUUUAACCAAAUAUUCUGUUCUGACAUACUGUUAGGCACGUUAUUGUGCAGAUCUGUCAGGUCAUCUGAUAAAAUUUGAUUGACACUUUUUAAUUAAGUUGAUUUUCUCAUGUCCCAGAAUCUGUUGGGUCACAGGCCUUUGGGUUAUCAAAAAUGUCCAUACAUAUCUUCGACUCGCUUCUUUGAUCAGAAGUGAAUUAACUACCGUGCUAUUGUGUUAAACUCACAGAACACAAGCCUUCUUAUAUUUAUCUUUAAAUGGAAAAUGCUAAUUUAUUGCCCAUAGUGUUUUGUCAGUUGUUCCCAGUUGUAUCAAAAGUCUAUAUUCAGGGGAUUGUGUUCAAGUUAGAAAGUCGACUAUAAUGACAAUAGCCUGAAUACUCAGGCAGCAUCAUGUUUUUUUGGUAACAGCUGUCAUAAUGAAAUAUGCAAUAAAGUAUGGUUAAUAAAAGGCUAAUAUGGCUGAAAUUCCUGACCAGGAUAACAGGAUCUGAUGUCAAAGAAUACAUUAUAUCGUGACUAUAAGACCAAGUCAUAAUCGUGAGAUGGGGCCUUCAUUUUUUCUUUUGGUGAAUGCAGUCCGCACUAUAGUCUGAAAAGGGAUGUCCAAGAUUACAUAUUCACUUCUUGUUUUGUUUUUCCAAAUGUCCAAAAUCCAAAGAUACUCAGUUUAGUGUAACCGCUUGAAAAAAAUGAUCAGCUUAAUUCAGUUUAAAGAACGUUUUUUGUUUCUCUGAGGAUCUGAACGUGACCCUGCGAUGUCAGCGAAUGUUCUUCACCUGCUGAUAUGGGGAGACGCUUCACUUGACACACACACACACGCACACACACACACACACACACACCUCUACAGGCCUUCUAGUUCUGAUAACUAAACAUGACUUUUUGAUUAUGACCUCAGCAGAGCGGUAACGUUUUCUUCAUGUCCCAAACAUCUCACAACAGUGUUUCAUUUUGUCUGAACAUAAACAGGCGCUGACUUUUCCUGCUGAUAAUACCGGCUGAAACUGAACAAAUUGUGAUCAGGAAACGUAAUUUAAAGUACGUCCGACCAUUCUCUCUCUGCUGGUGUUGGUGCAUCUGAACCUGCAAAAUCUUUUUGCAGUCGAGCGUCUUCAAGACAGUUUUUUCCUUUUGUUGUUUUUUUACUCUUAAAGCCUGGCUGGUCAUUCUUUGAAAUAAUUGGAAGAGGAUAUCAAUACAACAAGACAGCACAGAUAUACGAUGGCAUAAACCUGUUUGUUUUUAUUCAAUCAGUUCUCUAAAAGCGUCAGAGGUUCCACAGCCAGUCCUCCAUCUAUCUUCUCUCUCAGUUUAAGGUGUAAAAUGCACAGUCAAUGCAAAUAUUCUUGUUUUGUGUUUUUAUAAGUGUAUAUGUUUUUAUAAUUUUUUGUACAUUUUUCUAUUUUAUUUAUUUGGUAAUGAGACGUUCCUAUUCCUGUUAUUUAAGUUGUCUCCUGUCUGACUCUUCUAAAACAUGUCUUUUUUUUUGUUUGUUCAUCGUUGCUGUGAACAAGAAUAUAAUAAGUUUACUCACGUGAAGUUUAAAGCUAUUUUUCUCAUUCAGUUUGUUACAGAUUUUGGUGGUUUUGAAAUGUAAGACUGACCAGAAAAAAUAUUUUUAUGAUUUCUGUUUUCAAAUUAAACUUUUUGUAUAUACACAGA